AUGGGCACUUCUAUUCCCAUGGCUCUGGAAACCACACAGUCCAACUGCCAUGAUGACAUCAAGCAAGUUGACACACCCCACCCCACCAACCACGAGGACUUCAGCGACACCGGUGCCUACCACCCAGACUCCCACCGCCCUUACGUCACCCAAGACAACUUCAACCACUACUCAGACGACCACACAGACAAGGCUGACCACUAUCCCAGGUUGGACCUCCUGCCUCCCUGCACCUGUGACAAUGGUGGCAUCUGGGAACAAAGCCUGUGUCUUUGCCUCCCGGGGUACUCUGGGGACCGCUGUCAGUUCCAGGAGAUCAGGUGCCAGAAUGGGGGUACAUGGGAUGGCCUCAAGUGUCAGUGCCCCAGCACCUUCUAUGGUUCCCGCUGUGAGUUUGCUGUGGAACAGAUAGACCUAGACAAAGUGGACGCUGAAGUGGGCAUGGAGGUGUCUGUCGACCAGGUGUUCUCUCCGGACCUCAAUGACAACACUUCUAAGGCCUAUAGGGAUUUCAGCAACACUUUCCGGAAUCAGAUGCAGAAGAUUUACCAAAACGUGCAGGGGUUCAAGGAUGUGCAGAUCCUGUCUCUGAGGAGUGGCAGCAUCGUGGUGGACUACCUGGUCCUGCUGGAGCUGUCCUUCAGCCCCCAGCUGGACAGCGAGUAUGAGAAGGUGAAAACGGCCCUGAAAGAGCAGCUUCAGAAUGCCAGCCAGGAUGGGGACAGCUGCCACAGCAAACAAACCCUGUGUUUUAAGCCUGACUCCAUCAAGGUGAACAACAACACCAGGACAGAGCUGUCCCCGGAAGCCAUCUGCCGCCGCGCCGCACCCAAGGGCUAUGAGGAGUUCUACUUCCCCUUGGUGGAGGUGAACCAGCUCCGCUGUGUCACCAAAUGCACGUCGGGCGCGGACGGCGCCAUCGACUGCAACCAGGGCCAGUGCAUCGUGGAGAGGAGCGGUCCCGCGUGCCGGUCCUGGGAGGAGGACAGGAAGUGGCUCGAGAUCUGGGAUGAGGACAACGUGGGUACUUUUUCAAACAUGGGCUUCGAGGACAUCAAGAAAGUCAAGGAUGAAAACUUCCAUGUGGCCUUGGAGAACGUGGACACCAAUAUCGGGGUGCACAUCCAGAGACCUGAGGUGACCUCGUCAUCCUCAUUGUGAGCCCUGCCCAGGAUGGAACCAUCUGCAC
This is a messenger RNA of Propithecus coquereli (Coquerel's sifaka), 1189 nucleotides long. It is a transcript of the gene MUC3A, whose product is annotated as mucin 3A, cell surface associated. Bases 1 to 1161 code for a protein of 386 amino acids. The record is from RefSeq and is a predicted model, not a curated record. The transcript has 11 exons. NCBI's taxonomy places the organism in Eukaryota, Metazoa, Chordata, Mammalia, Primates, Indriidae.